Colletotrichum acutatum is the source of this 460-nucleotide messenger RNA. RefSeq lists its product as uncharacterized. NCBI's taxonomy places the organism in Eukaryota, Fungi, Ascomycota, Sordariomycetes, Glomerellales, Glomerellaceae. The transcript has a single exon. The record is from RefSeq and is a predicted model, not a curated record. The coding region runs from base 115 to 456 and encodes 113 amino acids.
GCCUCUUCUUCGUCGGCCUCUUCUUCGUCGGCCUCUUCUUCGUCGGUCUCUUCUUCGUCGGCCUCUUCGUCCUCAGUCUCCCCGGCUGCAGCCCCUUCGGUUGAUUGUCUUCCAAUGUCUGGCGAUUCCAGAUCCGAAUCUUGUGGCCCAGCGUCAUUUAAGUCUGCCGUAUCGAUAGGUGAAUAUUGCGCCUGCGCCCAGUACUCGGGAAAGGGCUUUGGUGCCGCGCCGUGGGGAAGAACAGGCGGGGGCUGUGGACGCCAAUCGUCGGGUACUGCGUUGGGUGGUGUUGGAGGUGACGGAGGCGGAUUUUUGGGUGGGGUUGGUAUUUUGGGUCUCUCACGCCUUGAAUCCAUUUCAAUUAAUGGGAAAACCUGUGUCCCAAAUAAAGCCGCACGAGAUUUUGCUUUGUUCGUGGUUCGUACUUCUCAGAAAGCGAGAGGAACUGGGGAGUAAUGGG